AUGUAUAAUAGAGAACACGUAACUAAGCUACCAAAAACCAGUUCAGAAAUUAUUAGUGAAGCGAAAGCAGCUCUGAACCCACCCCUUUAUAUAAAGCCACUUACAACAAAUAGACCAUUCACCCCUCGGGAAAGGGUUUUCUUCUGUCAACGACGAACAAAUCGUCCACCAAGUGCUUUUAAGUUGCAACACGUGCAAUUGCAGGAAAAUAAAAAAACAAGUUGUACAAAACUACCAGCUCUUGAUAAUCCAAAAUAUUCUACAGCCAAUAGUUUAGAUUCUAAAAAAGAAAUUAAAAGACAAACACAUAGCAUUUCGGCAAGCACUACACGUCGACGUUCUAAUUCAGAUGUGGCUAACAACGCGAAUAUAUCCAGAAAAAAAAUUUCAUCAUUAUCUUUUCCUCUGUCAAUCGACUCGCUACUUAAGAACCAUUAUGAACAAAACGUAUACGAUCAUGAAUACAUGAGCCAUGAAAACGAAAUCAACGAAGCGAGAGCAUUAUGUUUUGAUGUCGACACUGACUGCUUAUGGAUCAUAUCAUUAAUUGAAACCAAAAUGAAAAAAAACUUUGAAACUAGCGAGAUGUGCUCACUUUUAAAUAAGCUAGCAAUGGCCAUAAAACGUGAAAACCUAUCGGUAAUACGUGACGAAAAUAAAAAAGAAACUAUAUUGAAAACCAUAUUUAAACUUGUUAACAAUUCACCAGACGAUGAUCUUACUGUUCAUAUAUUAUUAGUGUUACUUCAGAUGCAAGUGACUGGAAAAUAUUUAGCAACUGUUUGCAAACUAAUGUUCAAAAUAUCUCGUUUAGACAAAAACGAUAAUUUAUUCCUCAAAACCAACGUGUUAACCCUUUUUGUGGAUAUACUUGGCUUGGCUACUCCACGCGAAGAUGCAGAGUCAUUGAUUUACGGUUACGGAGCUUUAAAAUUUCUUACUAUGAAUCCAGAAUUAAUGGAACGUGCCAUGAAUAACGGUUGUCUAUCGCUAAUGCUGUUACAUUUAAAAAUGAUAAAUUUAGAAAGAACAGAACGGCAAGUGUUGCCGGAGACCAUCAACCACGUACUUUACCAGUUAACUGGUACUCUCAGAAAUGUAGUCAACGACAGAAAAUUGUACGUUGAACUUUUGUCUUCCGGUGGUUUGUUGACUAUAUACCGUGCUUUGGAAUUGUUUUCUGGUGAUAUUGAUGUGGUUACAAACAUUUCCAGAAUUUUAAGCAUUAUGUCCACUGAUGGGAAAUGCUGCGAAGCACUUGUGGAUUGCUGGUCAAAUGUAUCCGUAUUAAUGUCAAUAAUAGACAAAUACCCGGGGCAAGAAGAAAUUGUAGUUCGUAUUACCUAUACAUUAGGAAACAUACUGACCAAUAAUGAAAACGCUAGACACCAAUUAUACGAAACACAUUGCUCUAUGGGAACAUUUUUGAAUUUAAUGCAAUUAUACUUGGAAAAAGAUUUAAACAAUAUAUCACGUGAUGUUAAAUUCAACAUUGUUGAGGACGUGCUUAUCAAAAUAAUACGUGUCAUAGUAAAUAUGAGCAUACAACCGGAAAUUGGUGCUAAAUUAGUAAAGGCGGCAGACGAUUAUCAUCCAGUUCACAAAGUUAAAGAAUGUGAACAAUUUUUAGAUUCUUUAUUGACUAUACUUAGGCGGAAAUCUAUUGAUGAAAACGAAGAGCUUGUACUCGCUGCGUUAGCAGCUUUGAACAACUUAUCAUAUUAUGCGGACAUGUCAAAUCCGAAUCAUGGUCCUUUUGGCGCUCGUCAGUUAGAUAUAACACAAGCAUUGAGUUUGUUACUUACAACCAGAAAUCAGUUUUGCAAAGUGGAGGUAGCUAGAGUAUUUGGAAACUUAACAAGAUCAGCUGCAGUUCGAGAUUACUUAUUGGAGACUAGUGGAUUAUUGGCGGUAACCAACUGCUUGGAUAGUGGCGACAAGGAAUUACUGGUCGUAUGUUGCGGCGUAUUGGUUAAUAUGACUUCUGACGAGAACAACCGAGAAGCGUUCAAAAAUUACAACGGUGUUUCAAAAAUGGUAAACAUUCUUAGGUCGUUGGGUGAAAACAAUUGGACCUUGUCAGCGCUUAUCUGCCAAACCCUGUGGAACGUGUGUUCAGGCAGUGACCGUUUUCCUGGUGACCCUAUGGUAGUACUCGACACGCUGGUCAAACUCACAGACGAAGAACAAUUAUUUGGUGAGUUAUUGUCGUCGAACGAGGAGAAAGUGGCAGAGUACAAGCAGUGGGAAGAUUUCGCUUCAGUGGCUACGAAUCUCUUAGAGUGGUUAGAUGAACUACUAGAAGGGAGAUUUGAUAACAUAGAACAAUAA
Macrosiphum euphorbiae (potato aphid) is the source of this 2331-nucleotide messenger RNA. The record is from the annotation of a GenBank genome assembly. Lineage: Eukaryota; Metazoa; Arthropoda; Insecta; Hemiptera; Aphididae.